AUGCCCGCAUCUCCUGGUAUUGCUGCAACUAUUGGGCCAAGGGAUAACGGGACAUCAUGGGCGCACGCCUUGGAGAUCGGCGAGACCUUCCGAAAUAACCGUACAUGUUUGGUUAUAAAGAAAGGAAACCUGUCUGGGUUCUCCAUUAGGGGUGCGGUGGGCUCCGUCCCUGCCUUCAGUAUCGCCAUCGGACGUGCCGCCGGCGACGCGGAUAAGCAAACGCCUUUCAUUAUCCUCUCAAAGCAGAGCGGUGGAUCCGACGUUGGCAAAAGCCUUUGGACGAGCGAUUUGGAAUCAGACCUGGUUGGCGGCAAGACCCAACUCCUCCUCCACAGCCUGAAGGAUAUGCCAAUAACCCUGCCCCCUAAAUGCCACCUAAAUGCCUUUUUGGGGCCGUUCCAGAGCGCGGAGAUGCAUCUGAUGCCGUCAUCAUGA
This is a messenger RNA of Colletotrichum gloeosporioides, 435 nucleotides long. RefSeq lists its product as uncharacterized. Lineage: Eukaryota; Fungi; Ascomycota; Sordariomycetes; Glomerellales; Glomerellaceae. Gene Ontology annotation, molecular function: hydroxymethylbilane synthase activity. The transcript is spliced from 2 exons. The record is from RefSeq and is a predicted model, not a curated record. The coding region runs from base 1 to 435 and encodes 144 amino acids. Gene Ontology annotation, biological process: tetrapyrrole biosynthetic process.